Messenger RNA from Diabrotica virgifera virgifera (western corn rootworm), 1936 nucleotides. RefSeq names its product F-box/LRR-repeat protein 2 (gene FipoQ). Gene Ontology annotation, molecular function: protein binding. NCBI's taxonomy places the organism in Eukaryota, Metazoa, Arthropoda, Insecta, Coleoptera, Chrysomelidae. The transcript has 8 exons. Gene Ontology annotation, cellular component: SCF ubiquitin ligase complex. Bases 187 to 1743 code for a protein of 518 amino acids. Gene Ontology annotation, biological process: SCF-dependent proteasomal ubiquitin-dependent protein catabolic process; positive regulation of protein ubiquitination. The record is from RefSeq and is a predicted model, not a curated record.
UCAUUGUUACUGGCACAUCCCGGCUACAGCCUCCUAUUUUCGUACUUCUCACCAACACACGUGUCAAGCCGCUCUAGAGUAAUGCUUCCAGUUUAAAUUAAUGAGUCAUUUACUCAAAAAUUAAUGUUUGGUAAUGAGCUUGUGAUGUCGGUCAGUUAGUGAGCGGUGGAGUAGAAGGAAUCAGGAAUGGACGCUUGGGGGAAUUUUACCCUCGGAAAUCUCGAUGUUCCCACGAUCAGAGACGAUGAACUGAAUAUACAAGGCAGUUUUAGGAGGAAAAAGCCCAAAACCACAAUAGAAAAACUUCCUGAUAAAGUCCUCCUCCAUAUCUUCAGCUACUUAGCCCACAAGGAAAUAUGUCACAUGGCAAGAGUCUGCCGAAGAUGGCGCCUGAUCGCAUACGACACCAAACUGUGGAAGAACGUUUCCCUACGCCCAGAGAUUUCUGGACUUCACGUAGGUUCCCUGGAAGCCCUCUUGGCGCUUGUGAGCAUCAGAUUUGGACCAUCUCUGAGGUACAUAGAGCUUCCAAUAGAACUUAUCACGCAUACGGUGCUACAUGAGUUGGCGAAUAAGUGUCCGAAUUUAACUCAUAUGCUGUUGGACUUCUCUACUGCUAUGCAGCUGCACGAUUUCAGUGAACUGCAAGCGUUUCCCACCAAGUUGAAGUAUUUGUGUAUAUGUUUAUCAGAAGUAAUAUUUAUGGAAGGCUUCAUGAGAAAAAUCUACAACUUCAUCAAUGGUUUGGAGAUUCUACACUUGAUUGGAACUUAUGAAAAAGUAGAGGAAGAAGAAGAGGAAAUUUACGAAGUUAUUAAUGUACAUAAAUUAAAAUCAGCAACUCCAAAUCUCAGAGUCAUCAAUUUGUAUGGAAUCAACUUUGUAGAUGACAGUCACAUCGAUGCCUUCAGUUCGAACUGUAUUCAGUUGGAAUGUCUGGCUGUGAACUACUGUAAUAAAGUGACAGGAUCAACUUUGAAAACAUUGUUCCAACGUAGUAGAAGAUUGAAAUGUUUAUUAAUGAAUGGAACCAAUCUGCAAAGUGAGUAUCUUAUGCAAGUAGAAUGGGAAAAAUGUUCUGUGCAAGAACUUGACAUCACUGCUACAGAUUUAUCGACCGAAGCCUUGCAAGAUAUGUUGACGAGGAUACCAGGACUGAGAUUCUUAAGUGCUGGACAGUUAAAUGGUUUUAAUGAUUCAGUAUUGAAGUCUUGGAUGGAAUCUGGAACGUCAAGAAACCUGAUAGCAUUGGAUUUGGAUAGCUCUGAUAAUCUAACAGAAGAAGCAAUUUACAAAUUUCUGUGUAAACAUGGACAACAGUUGCUCGGAUUAGGUCUAUCUGGAAUGACCCACAUCACAGAUUCUUUAUGGCAAUCAGUAUUACCAAUUCUCACCAACGCCAAGAUAUUGGUGAUGGGAACACAGGAAAGGCUGGGAGUGAACAUCCUCGCUGACCAACUCAUGGAUAGUAUAGCCAGAAAUUGCUUGAACCUGGAGAGGCUAGAGCUGAGAUGGGACCCUGACAAUCUAAGAUUUUCAGACAAGAGUCAAAAGGCUAUCGAUACCUUGCGCGUGAAAUGCUUGAAGCUUAGGUGCCUAUGUUUAAGUGACGGCAGAUACUACGAAGUGGUCAAAGCCAACUUCGAGAGAGCCGAUAGGAUGACAGUAGUACGCACUCUGACCAACUGCAGGAUCUCCAACUACUACCUCCUGUCUAACUACAAGGAUCUGAUUUUUAACUAAUAAAGACACACAAAAUAAUUUAAAAUAUUUUUUAUUUAUGAUCUAUAAUAAGUUAAUGAUAAUUUCUAAAUGUGUAAUAGUAGGUUUGCUGUUGUUUUUUAUUUAUUUAUUUAUUAUUUGUCGAUUCUUAAAACGAAGGAGAAGGAAAUGGUUACGAUAUUGUUACAAUUAGAAAAUAAAAGAAUUACUUGUU